This is a messenger RNA of Didymodactylos carnosus, 366 nucleotides long. Lineage: Eukaryota; Metazoa; Rotifera; Eurotatoria; Philodinida; Philodinidae. The record is from the annotation of a GenBank genome assembly.
AUGUCUUCCAAACUUUUUCUUGAUUCAAGUCUAUUACAAGAUGAUAUUAUGACGUAUAAUAAUAACAGAUUUUAUGAGAUUAUCGAUCAGUUAGUUGGUCACGACAUAUCCGAUUUAAUUAAAUUACAAGCUAUUAAAAAUAUUCUAUCGCUGCUAUUAGUGAAUGAUAUUUUUGAAGUUCUAAAGUUGGAUUGUGACGAUGUCAACAAUAUUCGUAGCAGAAUAACGUUUAAAUUAUGUGAUGGUAAAUUUGUUGUUAAAGAAGGUUUUAAAAGUAGUUAUAAUUAUUUGAUUCAAUUAUUUAAAAAGAAAUGUGAUGAACACAGUAAAGCAACACAUUCAAAAGACAAACGUUUACAAAUUUAG